Aspergillus puulaauensis is the source of this 1368-nucleotide messenger RNA. RefSeq names its product Paf1-complex subunit LEO1. Gene Ontology annotation, cellular component: Cdc73/Paf1 complex; nucleus. The coding region runs from base 1 to 1368 and encodes 455 amino acids. The record is from RefSeq and is a predicted model, not a curated record. Gene Ontology annotation, molecular function: RNA polymerase II C-terminal domain phosphoserine binding. The transcript has 3 exons. Lineage: Eukaryota; Fungi; Ascomycota; Eurotiomycetes; Eurotiales; Aspergillaceae. Gene Ontology annotation, biological process: positive regulation of transcription elongation by RNA polymerase II; transcription elongation by RNA polymerase II.
AUGUCUUCGUCUGAUGAAGACGUGGUUCGGCGUCCUGCUCGGAGCGGCGCUGGCCAAGCUUUGAGUGAGGCUGGAAGUGCGCCUGGUAGCCCGGCGCCUAUGUCUGAUGCUGGAAAUAUGAAUGGCGCUGAUGAUGACGACGCGGAUCUAUUUGGAUCUGACGGCGGAUCCGAUGGAGGUUUUGAUCAAGAUACAGACCAACCUAAGCGAGCCCUCGAUGAUCGGGAACUUGAUUCGGCAGACGAUGAGGAUCGAUAUGACCGGGCUGGUGAUCGUAUGGACUAUGAGGAUGGGGGGGAAGGAGAGUUCCAAGAAACAGUGAAUAUCAUGGACUUGAGCUUGGCCCGGGCUCCGGAGCCGAAGUCGUCCAACGGUGAGGUAUACACGAUGCCGGUCCCCAAUUUCCUUUCUGUGGAAACAGAGGAGUUUAAUCCAGAGACCUAUGUUGCGCCCCCAUACUCAACUGCUGCGACAUCUCUUUGUUGGCGCUACGAUCCUAUUGGCGAGAAUUUCCUACAGUCUAACGCCCGCGUCAUUCGUUGGGAGGAUGGUUCCAUGACACUUCAGCUGGCGUCUGCGCCCAAAGAACAGUACAGGAUAGCGACAAAACCUCUUGCUCCUCUGAACAAAUCUGGUGACUACGAUACGAAGUUGGACUCCCACGUGUAUCUCGGAGCUGCAUCCGAAACAUCGGGCGUGUUCCGCUUGACUUCUCAUCUAACUCAUGGACUUACCGUAUACCCUACGACUGUGGAAACAGAUGAUGCGGUUCAACGACUUCAGGAAUCUCUAGCUGCGGCUGUGCGCGGUGGCAAGAAGACAGUCGAUGGCUCGGCACCUGUCAUCGAGGUGAAGGAAGAUCCCGAACUUGCCAAGAGACAAGCUGAGCUCGCGGAACGUGAAAAAAUCAAAGCGGCACGUCGUCGCGAACAACUGGCAGAUAGGGAAAUGGACCGCGGCCGCCGAUUUGGCAUGUCGCACCGCACCGGGGGUGCCGGACUUACUGUGGGUGGCUUGGAAGAUGAUGACGGUUUGCUUGCUACAAGACCACGUACGAAGAAGACGCGCCGCCCUAACCGAAGGGGCGAAAUUUACACUGAUGACGAGGAGGAGUAUGACCGCCGUGGCCGAACACGGGAAGAUGAAUAUGAUGAAGACGACGGCUUCCUUGUCGGUAGUGAUGAGGAGCCAGAGGUUGUGGAUGAUGACGAAGACGAAGACGUCUUGGAAGAUGAGGAUAUGGAUGCAGAAGGAGAAGAAGAUCUUGCACCUCCUAAGCCUAAAGAAAAGCGGGCAUCCCCUGCGGCUGGUUCUCCUCCGUCUAGAAAGAAGAAUCGUUACGUGGUGGCUGACGACGAUGAGGAGUAG